Guillardia theta CCMP2712 is the source of this 3000-nucleotide messenger RNA. RefSeq lists its product as hypothetical. Gene Ontology annotation, cellular component: membrane. The coding region runs from base 1 to 3000 and encodes 999 amino acids. Gene Ontology annotation, molecular function: P-type transmembrane transporter activity; ATP hydrolysis activity; ATP binding. The transcript has 8 exons. Lineage: Eukaryota; Cryptophyceae; Pyrenomonadales; Geminigeraceae. The record is from RefSeq and is a predicted model, not a curated record.
AUGCAGAGAGUGGAGGAUGAGACUGAGACAUCUCUCUCUUCCUUCUUCCUGUACAGGAGCCUGAGGUACUUCCAGAUCGGUGGCUCCUCCUUCCUCCCUGCAUGUUUCAACAUUAACGCGCACCUUGACUACAUUCGCGACACUACAUCCCAGGGGCUGACCACAGGAGAGGUGAAGAAGAGGAAGAGGAUUUUCGGGCUGAACGAACUUCAUGUUCCUCUCAAGUCGAGCCUGUCCCUGCUCCUCGACGAAGUCUUGAACCCGUUCUACGUCUUUCAGGUCUUCUCCAUCUUCAUCUGGCUCAUCGAUGGUUACACCUACUACGCGUGCGCCAUCGCCAUCAUGUCGAUCGUGUCUGCUGUCUCAUCCACCUACACUACCCGCAGAAACUUGAUGAGGAUCCGCAGGAUGGCGGAGGUGCGGCAGACGGUGACUGUCUACCGCCAGCUGGCACUGAGAAGGGAGGAGAACUACGUGGAAGUCGACGUGAGCGACCUGGUUCCCGGUGACAUCCUCAUCCUCAAUGGUUCCAUGGCUGCUCCUUGUGACCUCCUCCUCGUUCGAGGAAGCUGCGUGGUCGACGAGAGCAUGCUGACCGGCGAGUCUGUUCCGAUCCUCAAGAGCCCUCCCUCCUGUGAAGAGCUGCAGGAGGCAGAAAGGAGGAAGGAGGACAAGCUUUCCUGCGACAAGUGUUUGUGUGCGAGCCUGGUGCGAGGAGGCACGAAGAUCACGGAGGUCAUCUCUGCUCCUGGCGUCCAGGCGUCUGCUGUGGUCGUCAGGACAGGGUACCUCACAGCUAAGGGACAGCUUGUUCGAUCCAUUCUCAUCUCUGGAAGUGCAAAGAUGCAAUUCUACAGGGACUCCCUCCUGUUUGUAGCAGGCCUCGCCGUGGUCGCUGUGCUCGGCUUCUUCCUCUCCCUCUCUCGCAUGCUGACCUUCGGCGUCACCCUCCAAGACCUCAUCAUCCGAGCAUGCGACAUCAUCACCAUCACCGUCCCUCCUGCCCUCCCAGCUGCUCUCGUCAUCGGCCUGGAGAUCGCCAUGGUCCGCCUACGAGCGCAGCAGAUCUUCUGCUCCAGCCCCGUGCGAGUCAACGCGGCCGGUCAGCUCGACGUCGUUUGCUUUGACAAGACGGGAACUUUGACUGAGGACCGCGUCCACCUCCUCCGCUCCUUCUCGCUCGCCGAGAUCCUCUCCUCCUCCUCGUACUCCUCCUCCUCUCCCUCCUGCUCCUUACCUUCCUCUCCCUCCUCCCUCUCUGCUUCCCGCACCCCUCAAGAUGCAACCCCCUCGCUCUCCUCGUCUCAGCAAGACCACAACCUGUUGGCCUGCAUGUCCUGCUGUCAUGAUCUGACGCGGACGGCCGAGGGGCUCGUCGGGGACCCUCUCGAUGAGGAGGUCUUCGCCAGGACUGGGUGCAAGCUCGAGCUUGCGAGUCGGAAAGCUGAGGAGGGGAAGGAGGGGGAGUCUGAGACAGGAGAGGAGCAGGAGCAUGUGGAUGUGGUUCACUUUGAGCGAGCUGGACUCAAGCUGGUGGACGAGGAGCAGGGAAGGCAAGUGGAGGACGUUUCGGCUGCUGUGUUGCUGCGUCGGUUUCGUUUCACCUCGGAGCUCAAGCGCUGCUCCUGUGUAGCUGAGCUCGCGUGCUCGCGUGCACCUGUUCGAUGGAUCUUCGUGAAGGGAGCGCCAGAGGUCAUCUUCCAACUCUGCCUCCCCUCCUCCCUUCCUCCUUCAGCCUUCAUGCUUCUUCGAUCUCUCGCAGAGGACGGGAAGCGAGUGAUUGCGUGCGCACAUCGCAGCAUGCGGGAGGACGAGGCGACAGAGGGGAUCGAGAGGCGGCAGAUCGAGCGCGACCUUGUCUUCUGCGGCCUCCUCGUGUUCGAGAACCCGAUCAAGAGCGACUCGCUGCCCUCCAUCCUCCAGCUGCAGGCCGCCAACAUCCGAUGCUCUAUGGUCACUGGCGAUCACGUGCUGACUGCUCUGAGCGCAGCGCGGGCGUGUCGGAUGGUGGAAGAGAGGAGGGCAGUGCUCGUCGCUCUCGCCCCUGACAAGGAGGGUGGGACGCGAGCAAAUGAGGAGGGAGUGGAGGAGGAGGAGGAGAAGGAGGAGGAGGAGCAGUGCAAGAAGGGAGAUGUUGCUGUCGCUAUGACUGGCGAUACCUUCGACCUCCUCCUCCUCAUUCUCCUCCAAGAUGACCUCGACUCCUUGCCCGCUCGCAUUCUCCUGUCGCGGGCCGUUGUGUACGCAAGGAUGUCGCCGCUGCAGAAGCAAAAGCUCAUUGAGUUCCUCAAGGUCCAAGAGAAUCUGAUGGUUGGUUUCUGUGGCGACGGAGCCAACGACUGUGGAGCACUCAAGGCGGCGCAUGUUGGCCUCUCCCUCUCCCCUGCUGAGGCGUCUGCCGCUGCUCCCUUUACCUCUUCCUGCCCCAGCAUCAGAGGGAUGGUAACGCUGGUGCGAGAGGGGCGAGCAGCGCUUGCUUGCUCGGUAUCCUGCUUCAAGUUCAUGGCCAUGUAUUCCCUCAUCCAGUCCAUUUCCGUCCUUUGGCUAUAUCAGACCAAUUCCACUCUCUCGGACGCUCAAUUCCUAUGGAUCGACAUGUUUCUCAUCCUGCCCUUCACCGUCUCCAUGCCGAGGACAAGAGCUCGAGCCACUCUCCUUCCCAUCCUCGUCAAGACCCACCUUGCUUCCCUUCAAGUUCUCCUCUCCAUGCUCGGCCAGUGCGUUCUCUGCGUUACCUUCCAGGUACCCUCCUCUCUUCUCCACCCUUCUCCUCUGCUUCACCGACCGAUAAGGUCAGACACCAAGGAGAACAUCCUAUCGGAGGAGACGAGCGUCACGUUUCUCCUCAGCCUGUUCCAGUACCUCGCUGCAGCCCUGGUCUUCAACCUCUCCAACAAACUAAGAAUGCCCCUGUACAGCAACAUAACGCUCAUGCUCAAUUUUCUCGUCGCCCUUCUGUCCUCUCUUCUCAUCCUCUUCGCACUAGGUAAGUCCAUGUGA